AUGGCAAGCCUGGGCCCAGUGGAGGCUGUGGUCUUUGACGUGGGCGGAGUGCUGACGGCGUCGCCGCUGCCAGCCAUCGCAAGGUAUGCAGCCGAGCUUGGCGUGCCAGCCCGCGAGCUUGCGAUGACUCUGGCUGGCUCGACAGCCUUUGCUCUGCUCGAGUGCGGGCUGAUCGAUGUAGACGAGGCGUGCGCUCGGCUGGAUCGCGAGGUGCAGCUGCGGCUGGGUACCGAGGCUGCAGCUGGUUUUGCUGCGGCUGACAUGUUUGCCGUCCUCCGCAACGCGCUCCGCCCGCGGCCCGAGGUGCUCCAGCUGGUGGCGGAGAUCGCCGGCGCCGGGCUAGCCAUCGGCAUCCUCACCAACAACUGGAAGGGCGCCGAGCCGCCGCGUGAGCUUCGCGACCUGGUCCCCCGCGCUGUUGUUGUCGAGUCGCGGCUGGAGGCGAUGCGCAAGCCCGGGCCGGCCAUCUUUGCACGCAUGCUCGACCGGCUCGGCGUGGCACCGGGUGCGGUCGUCUUUCUGGACGACAUCGGGGCCAAUGUCAAGACGGCGCGGUUGCUGGGCAUGCACACGAUCAAGGUGCCAGCGUCUGAGGAGGUGUACGGUGAGGCGUUUGAUGAACUGGCUCUGGUGCUGCGCGAGCGCAACGGGCUCAACAUAGCACUGGGGCAGGUGCGGUCCAAGCUGUGAAGAGGCGGCGCGUUAGGCCCAAAGGCCCGGAUCAAAGCCGUGGUUGGUGCGCGGACGGGAGCCAUCGAUGAACAGCCCAGUGUUGGUUCGCAGCAUGCCGUUGAGCACGGCCUUGCCCUUUGAUGAGAUGCGAUUGCGCUCGAGGCGGAGCGAGACCAGCGAGGUGUUGGUCUUGAGCGACUCGGCGAGGUAGCGAGCACCGACGUCGGUGAUGGCGUUGAGCGAGAGGUCGAGGGUGGUGAGGGUGGCGUUCGCCUCGAGGGCGCGGGCAAGUUCGCGGACGCCGGCGUCGCCGAUGGCGUUGUUGCGGAGGUUGAGCCGGACCAGGACGUCGUUGGCGGCGAGACCCUCGCCGAGAGCGGCGGCGCCCUCGUCGGCGAUACCAGUGCCGGGCAUGUUGAGCGUCGUCACGCACUCGUUGACCGAGAGCGCCUGGCCGAGGACCGUGCCGGCUGCCGGGCCGAUGAGGUUGCCGGAGAGGUCGACGGUGUGGACGCGCGGGUUAGUUUUGAGCGCCUCGGCAAUGGCGGACCCGCCGUCACUCUCGAGGUGCUUGCCCUGCAGUAGGACAUGAGUAAAAAUGUACUCGGUG
This is a messenger RNA of Thecamonas trahens ATCC 50062, 1282 nucleotides long. RefSeq names its product epoxide hydrolase. The coding region runs from base 1 to 690 and encodes 229 amino acids. The record is from RefSeq and is a predicted model, not a curated record. The transcript has a single exon. NCBI's taxonomy places the organism in Eukaryota, Apusomonadida, Apusomonadidae.